UCCUACUUAUAGACUGUUAUGGGAAGUCAGGAUAUGACCUUUCUUCAAGACCAGAGAUCUCAAGAAGAAAUGGCUGGAGCAGUUUGAGAUGGCCCUGUCCAACAUGUGUCCAGAGAACUGUACUGCCAACAGUCAUGACUUCCAGAUGCACUGCUUUGAAGAUACCACCUCCUGCAAGGCCUGCAGUAUGCUCCUCAGGGGGAUAUUCUUCCAGGGGUAUCGUUGUAGUCGUUGCAGAAUGGCCGCUCAUAAAGAAUGUCUGGGAAGAGUACCAGGCUGCGGACGCAACUCAGACCACUCAGGGAACGUGAAGAAGGUAAGGCUCCUUUCAGAGGCUCUUUAUCUGGCAGUGUGGCACUAUACUACUGAGUAAUGACUGUGUGAGCUAGGCACACUUUACGGCAGCCAACCUGUCUAGAUAUUCACUAUACUACUGAGUAAUGACUGUGUGAGCUAGGCACACUUUACGGCAGCCAACCUGUCUAGAUAUUCACUAUACUACUGAGUAAUGACUGUGUGAGAUAGGCACACUUUACGGCAGCCAACCUGUCUAGAUAUUCACUAUACUACUGAGUAAUGACUGUGUGAGAUAGGCACACUUUACGGCAGGAACUUGACUGUGUGAGCUA
Oncorhynchus kisutch (coho salmon) is the source of this 629-nucleotide messenger RNA. Its product is annotated as proto-oncogene vav-like. NCBI's taxonomy places the organism in Eukaryota, Metazoa, Chordata, Actinopteri, Salmoniformes, Salmonidae. The record is from RefSeq and is a predicted model, not a curated record. Gene Ontology annotation, molecular function: guanyl-nucleotide exchange factor activity. The coding region runs from base 89 to 373 and encodes 94 amino acids. Gene Ontology annotation, cellular component: cytoplasm. Gene Ontology annotation, biological process: regulation of GTPase activity; cell migration. The transcript has 4 exons.